Messenger RNA from Gamsiella multidivaricata, 472 nucleotides. RefSeq names its product anaphase-promoting complex subunit Apc11. Gene Ontology annotation, molecular function: zinc ion binding; cullin family protein binding; ubiquitin protein ligase activity. Lineage: Eukaryota; Fungi; Mortierellomycota; Mortierellomycetes; Mortierellales; Mortierellaceae. Bases 114 to 374 code for a protein of 86 amino acids. The transcript is spliced from 4 exons. Gene Ontology annotation, cellular component: nucleus; anaphase-promoting complex. The record is from RefSeq and is a predicted model, not a curated record. Gene Ontology annotation, biological process: protein ubiquitination; anaphase-promoting complex-dependent catabolic process; positive regulation of mitotic metaphase/anaphase transition.
CAAGGAGAGCCUGUGACCGUUGGUGUUCAAUGAGGAUUGUACCCAUGGCCCUGGACAUAUAGCGCGCUCCACAGCUCAUCGCACUCCUCUUGCAUGCCGUUGCCGCCCUUACCAUGAAAGUCAAGAUCAAAAGAUGGCAUACGGUUGGGAUCUGGCAGUGGAAUAUGGAGGACUCGACGGACGUCUGUGGAAUCUGUCAUAACCCCUUUGACGCAUGUUGCUCAUAUUGCAAAAUGCCCGGAGACCAAUGUCCUCUACUGUGGGGAAAGUGCACACACUGCUUUCACCUGCACUGUAUCUCCAAAUGGCUCGAGACCAAAGACAGCGAAGGGACAUGUCCAAUGGAUCGACAGCCUUUCGAGGCGGCAACGUAAUCCUUGUCAACAAGCGCUUCAUCCUUUACAUGUACUAUUAGCUGGACGCGCAAUAUUCGCCUGGCAAUCUGUAAUAAUAAAUCAAAUUGUUCUCCAAA